This is a messenger RNA of Diprion similis, 1802 nucleotides long. It is a transcript of the gene Mitf, whose product is annotated as transcription factor EC. The transcript is spliced from 7 exons. Gene Ontology annotation, cellular component: nucleus. Bases 12 to 1775 code for a protein of 587 amino acids. Gene Ontology annotation, molecular function: protein dimerization activity; DNA-binding transcription factor activity, RNA polymerase II-specific; RNA polymerase II cis-regulatory region sequence-specific DNA binding. NCBI's taxonomy places the organism in Eukaryota, Metazoa, Arthropoda, Insecta, Hymenoptera, Diprionidae. Gene Ontology annotation, biological process: regulation of transcription by RNA polymerase II. The record is from RefSeq and is a predicted model, not a curated record.
CCGUCGUCAUUAUGCAGACCGACGAGGCGUCACGUCAGAUCGGCGAAUUCGAAGAGCUCAUUGCGAGACUCGACCGAAUAAACGACUCCACUCGAUCCGGUCUGAAGCGCGUCGCUACUCAAGGCAUGGAGAAUUCGUUCGGCGGCGCUGCGGUCGGUGGCUCGUGUCCGCAACUCGAAAAAUGUCGACAUCGGUAUGCCGCUGGGAAUUUUCGGGCCAGAAGUCAGGGAAACUACGAAGACGUCGGACGAAACACAACCGUCAGAGUGCAUCUCGGCAUCGACGAUGAUCUUCGCAUGAUACUAGAAAUGGAUCCGUCCAUUGUCGAUCAGCCUGUUUUACCGACCGAUGGUAACUCCAACGCCAUCUUGCGGGACACCAGGCCGCAUGGAUGCCCUCCAACCUUUAAAACUGCCACACCGACUUCUCGGACACAGCUCAGGCUACAGCUGAUGAGGGAACAGCUGCAGGAACAAGAAAGACGGGAGGCGGAACAUCAACAGAGAUUUUCCAGGCCGGUCGCAGCCGCUCCGAGACCCGUUCCGCCGACCCCACUUUCAACCAUUGGCGUUGAUGUGCCUCCGCAAGUAUUGCAGGUACGGACGUUGCUUGAGAACCCGACACGCUACCACGUCGUCCAGAAGCAGAAGAACCAGGUCCGGCAGUACCUCCACGAGUCCUUCAGAGGCGGCGACGCCGAUGCAACCGGAAUGCCGACGAGCCAGGGCAGUGAGGGCGGAGGGUGCGUCACACCCCUCGACACCGGGCCCCCGCCUCAGCACGUUGUCGCCCCCAUAGCCGCCCCCAUGGUGCACAGUGCGCCCCCUCACAACCCGCCGAAGCCACAGCAUCCUCAUCUCGCCUCCUACCCCAGAGGACCCGCCCUCCUCCCUCAGGGGCACGCCGAUGCCGUUAGUCCCGAUAUUGGCACUGGCGCCAUGUCACCCGGACUUUCGAGCGUCGCUACGACCAACUCGGAGGCGGAGGAUUUGCUGGAAGAUAUUCUCUCAUUUGAGACCGGCUCUUUAGGUGAUGGACUAAAAGACAGCCAAUCUGGAAGUUUGUCAAGCUUACCAGAUCUCCAAAUAAAACCAGAACCGCUUCUUCUUACAGACGCUGAAAUCCAUGCCUUGGCCAAAGACAGACAGAAGAAGGACAACCACAAUAUGAUCGAGCGUCGGAGAAGGUUCAACAUCAACGAUAGGAUAAAAGAGCUUGGAACCCUGUUGCCAAAAACUAACGACCCGUAUUACGAAAUCGUGCGAGACGUCAGACCCAAUAAAGGUACGAUAUUAAAAUCCUCGGUGGAGUACAUAAAGUUAUUGAAGAACGAGCUGACGAGGAUGAAGCAGAGCGAGGUGAGGCAUAAACAGCUCGAAAAUCAAAAUAGGAGGUUGCUGUUACGCGUUCAGGAAUUGGAACUUCAGGCAAAGUCACACGGGCUUCCUGUAUCGGAGUUUAACUGGCCGUCCACUUCGGCCACCGUGCUCAACACAUAUGUGAAAAAUAAACUCGAGCAACGGAAGGUACGCAUAUCGAUUCCAGAUGUGGUUGGGGAAACAUCGACGCUAAGCAUUUCGCAGCUCGAGGAUUUGAUGGAGGAUGACACCGGCGGUCCAGUCCAUGGCGGUGAUCCGAUGCUAUCUUCGCCACACCUGCCUCCCCUGAGUCCCCCGGCAUCGGCAUGCCAUCAUCCCCUGCCGGACGAGGACACCCUCGGAAGUCUCGCCCCGACGACGUCGAACUCGUCGACGGAUAUGGACAUCGUUGCGUAGCCCGCGGAAAAUUCAAUGGCGUCUGUU